Rubroshorea leprosula is the source of this 3894-nucleotide messenger RNA. Lineage: Eukaryota; Viridiplantae; Streptophyta; Magnoliopsida; Malvales; Dipterocarpaceae. The record is from the annotation of a GenBank genome assembly.
UUUACUUUUUUUUAUUAAUUUAUGCUUCAAAUUUUCUGUUGAUGAAUACUAGAAGAAGUAUAUUUUUAUCCACAUUAUUUAUUAUCUCUCAGGACCGUUUUAAAUGGCGGACAUAGCAGGGGCAAUCUUCAGUGCAUUAAGUUGCAUUUGUGGUACUCUAAAUUGCAACUGUAUAGAUCAACAUAGAAAUUUUAAUGAUGAUGUGGGUGAGCUGAGAAGAAAAUUGGACAGUCUAACUAGCCGGAAGCAAGAUAUAGAAUCAAGAAUACAAGUAGCUGAGGCUUGCGGGGGACAAAUGGUUGGACAACAAGUGCAAGAAUGGCUUAAGCAAGCACAAGAGAUCAAUGUUAAAGUGCGAGCAUUUUUAGAAAAGGUGCAGGGAGUCAAAUGGUACAAGCGUGCCUGUCUUGACAAACGUGUUUGCAGAAAAAUUAAUGUGGUGAAGGAAAUGCUUGAAAUAGGUUGUUUUCCUGAAGGCCUUGUUAUUGAGAGAGCUCCAGCUCGUGGAAACAUAAUUCCAACAGAGAAUUUAAUGGGGGGAAUUUCUACUAAAGAGGAAAUUUGGGAGUACUUGAUGGGUGAUGAGGUUGGAAUGAUCGGAGUUUGUGGCAUUGGUGGAGUUGGAAAGACUACAAUCAUGAAGAAUCUCCACAAUGAUUUACAAAGGGAGACUAGAUUUCAAAAAGUGAUAUGGGUCACUGUGUCACAUCCUCUCAAUGUUUUUAAAUUACAAAAGAAGAUUGCUAGUGCUAUGUGCGAAAGACUUCCCGAAGAUGAAGAGGUGAUGAUGCGAGCAGCAGCACUAAUGGAAAUAAUGAGAAGAGAGAGAUUUGUGCUAAUAUUAGAUGAUGUAUGGGAAAGGUUUUCUCUUAAGGAUGUUGGAAUUCCAGAUCCAAAGGCGCAGAAUGGGUGCAAAGUAGUUGUCACUAGUAGAUCGAUUGAAGUAUGCAGUUAUUUGCAUUGUAAGAUUGUUAAAGUGCAACCUCUUUCACAAAAGGAGUCUCUAAAGUUAUUCCUCAAUACAGUUGGAGAUGGUGUUUUAGAAGUUCCAGGGUUGGAAGAAAUCUUGAAGCUUAUUGUGAAAGAGUGUGCUGGCUUACCACUAGCCAUUGUUGUGAUAGCUGGGAGCAUGAGGGGAGUUGAUGAUGUUAAUGUGUGGAGAAAUGCACUGACUGAAUUACGAGAUCAUGUAAUGAGUGUGCAAGAUUCAAAUGAUGAGAUAUUUAAGCAAUUAAGGUUUAGUUUUGAUCGGUUGGGUAGUUUGGAAGUCAAGAAUUGUUUUCUUUAUUGCUCCUUCUUUGAGGAGGAUUAUGUGUUUUCUAGAAGAGAGUUGAUAGAAAGUUGGAUUGAUGAAGGAUUAAUUGAUGGGUUGCCAAGUAGAAAAGCGGCUUAUGAUAGGGGAUAUGCUAUUAUAGAUAGGCUUGAAAAAAAUUUCUUAUUAGAAAAAGAGACUUCUGGGCCUAUUGCGAUUGGUGGAUAUGGAUUUGAUGUGGAUGGUGCUAAGAUGCAUGAUGUAGUGAGAGAUAUGGCCAUCAUAAGCAUUGGUCCUGAAUUUGGAUAUAUGAUAAAAGCUGGUAUGAAUUUGGUAGAGCUACCAAAUGAGCAAGGUUGGGUAAAAGAUCCUAAAAAGUUGUCUCUAAUGGCAAAUAACAUUUUAAAAGUUCCUCUUAGUCUGUCCCCAAAGUGUCCAACCCUUUCAACUUUGAUAUUAUCAAGUAAUCUAAAUUUGUCAGAGAUUCCAGAAUCUUUUUUUGGCGAGAUGCUUGCUUUGAAGGUUCUUGAUCUCUCUUACACUGCUAUUAAGACCCUACCUAAUUCCAUCUCUAAUUUGGAGAAUCUAUCUGCUUUGCGAUUACAGCACUGUAUGAAGUUAAAAUACUUGCCUUCCUUAGUGAACCUUAGGGGAUUGAAGAAGUUGGACCUACAUGGGGCAAGGAUUAAGGUGUUCCCUCAAGGCAUGGGGAAGUUGAUAGGUCUUGAAUAUCUUGAUUUGUUAUUUUGUCCAAAUCUGAAAGAGAUUCCAACAGGAAUAUUACCUGACCUUUCCAAUCUGCAGUACUUGGCAGUAUGUUGUUUGCAAGAAACUACAAUGGUGAGAAAUUUAGAAGAGGUUGCUAGAUUGAAGAAGUUGGAGACUUUAGAAUGUAAAUUUGAUGACAUACGAGACUUCAAUUAUUUUGUCAAUAAGUUCAAAGAUUUCCAAAGUGCUGCUGCUUACAGUCUUAUGGUUGCUCGUGCAGAAGACAUGAUUAGAAAGAGCAAAUAUGAGCUUGUAAUUGCUGAUUGCGAGAUCGGGGAAGAAUGUAUAGUGCUUCCAAAUAACCUUGAGGAUUUGUGGAUAAUUGAUUGUAAAAACAUGAAAAGCAGCUUAGACAAAACAGCUUUGUUAGAAAAAGCAAAUGAGUUGAGGAGGUGCCAUAUUAGGGAUAGUGAAGAGAUAGAGUGCGUGGUUGAGUUGGACUCAUCCUCUUCCUCCUCAUCAUGUUGUCCAGUACUUAAUAAGCUUGAACUGUUGGAGCUUUGGGGAUUACAUAGGUUGUGUGAACUUGUGAGAGUGGAAGGAGUAGCAACACCACUGCACGUCUUUUCCAAUCUUAAACAGCUUGAUAUAAGUUACUGUCCGAGGAUGAGGAAGUUGCUUCCACUUGAGCUAUUGCAGGCCCUCCAAAACUUAGAGACGAUUUAUGUUGAUGACUGCGAACAAAUGGAGGAGAUAAUAGCAUCAUCGGAUUCAGAUACAUUAUCAUCAGAUAAAUUCACUUUCACUUUUCCUAAGUUAAGGAUAUUGCGCUUGUGGGACUUACCCCAAUUGAAGAGCAUCUGUAGUGAUGAAGGAGUUGUGCUUGAUAACGGCCAACCAUCUCCUCCUCCUCAUCUUAGAGUGAUCGAGAUAGGUGAAGAGUCAAAAGAAUGGUGGGAAUCAGUGGAGUGGGAUCAUCCUAACGCUAAGAACCUCCUUCAACCUUUCUUGAAAUAUUCAAACAGUUGGUGGGACUGAGGUGUGAAGCGAAGAGCUGCAAAUUGCAAAUGCAAAGCCAAACAUGGCAAGAGCUAUGAAGGAGUUGAUGUGUUGGUGUUUGAGAGCUAUGUCUAAUGGAUUCCCAAGUGUAACAAGCCUUAAUCAAUGCUAUGUAAGUUUCCAAUUUUCAAUCUAAUGUUUUCUAUUCCAUCCAAAUUCUUCUAGAUUUUCUGAACCUUGCUGCCACAGCCAAACAUGGCAGGAGGUAGGAAGGAGUUGAUGUGUUGGUGUGUGAAGCUAUGUCUGGUGGAUGUACAAGUGUAACAAGCUUUAGAUCAAUGUUAUAACCCUUCAAAGGCUUUCACCUCUUCCUCCAAAACCAGUUGCUCUCAACCAUGGUUGGGAUGCAAAUCAUUAUGUACCUCUUGCUACAGUUACUAGACCCAGUUUUAAGAUUGGCCGCCAUUUGCCCCAGUUGUUCAUAAUGAUAUUGCAAAUGAUAUGCUGAUUUAUUGACAAAAGUUGAUGUUUAUUGCCCUUCCAUCAUGCUUAGGAUUGGUUCUGUGCUUUUUCUGGAAUGACAUAACUGCUACUUCAGCAUGCAUCAAAGGGGAAGGAUGGAAGCCAUGCGAUAAUAAGAACUGCUACAAACGAGACCUAUCCAAUCUAAGAAGCAUCAUCCUGGGGAAAUCAUGUCUUCCCAUCAUGGUGACAGUUCGCAACAUCUUACAAGAACUAAAGAUCAACCAUUACUGUUUUGAAACAAAUGCACAAUUGUCAGAAUAUCAAAAACAUGUUCUUAUAUCUGUUUAUGACUUAUGGUGAACAGAAGGGAAAAACCCUUGACAAAAAACAAAGAUUUGACCCUAAAGAUUUUGCUGAUUGUGUUUUCAUUGGUUCUUACCGAGACUACCUAAUACAUGGAAUGAGAUUAU